Messenger RNA from Trichosporon asahii var. asahii CBS 2479, 1881 nucleotides. RefSeq lists its product as uncharacterized. The transcript is spliced from 3 exons. NCBI's taxonomy places the organism in Eukaryota, Fungi, Basidiomycota, Tremellomycetes, Trichosporonales, Trichosporonaceae. The coding region runs from base 1 to 1881 and encodes 626 amino acids. The record is from RefSeq and is a predicted model, not a curated record. Gene Ontology annotation, molecular function: histone deacetylase activity.
AUGGCCGGACUCGUGGAGCCGAUCAUGGGCGAGUCGAAGAAGCGCGUCUGCUACUUCUUCGACUCUGACAUCGGAAACUAUCACUAUGGCCCCGGCCACCCGAUGAAGCCGACGCGCAUCCGCAUGUGCCACUCGCUCGUGAUGAACUACGGGCUGUACAAGCAGAUGGAGAUCUUCCGCGCCAAGCCGGCGACGAAGCGCGAAAUGUCCCAGUUCCACACGGACGAGUACGUCGACUUUCUGCACCGCAUCACGCCCGACAACGAGGCGCAGUUCGCCAAGGAGCAGGUCAAGUACAAUGUCGGCGACGACUGUCCCAUCUUUGACGGACUGUUUGAGUACUGCUCCAUCUCGGCUGGCGGCUCUAUGGAGGGCGCGGCGCGUCUGAGCAGGGACAAGUGCGACAUUGCGGUCAACUGGGCCGGCGGACUGCAUCACGCGAAGAAGGCUGAGGCGAGCGGAUUCUGUUACGUCAAUGACAUUGUGCUGGGCAUUCUGGAGCUGCUGCGGUAUCACCAGCGCGUGCUCUAUGUGGACAUUGACGUGCACCACGGCGACGGCGUGGAGGAGGCGUUCUACACGACGGACCGCGUCAUGACGUGCUCGUUCCACAAGUACGGCGAGUUCUUCCCCGGCACGGGCGACGUGCGGGACACGGGCAUAGGCAAGGGGAAGGGGUACGCCGUGAACGUGCCUCUGCGCGAUGGGAUGAGCGACGCGAACUACGCCUCCAUUUUCCAGCCGGUGAUCACGCGAAUCAUCGAGUGGUACAAGCCGGGCGCGAUCGUGCUGCAGUGCGGCUCGGACUCGCUCUCUGGCGACCGUCUGGGCUCCUUCAACCUCUCGAUGCGCGGCCACGCCGCCUGCGUCCAGUUCAUUAAGGGCUUUGGCCUCCCGCUCCUCAUGCUUGGUGGGGGAGGGUACACCGUGAAGUCCGUCAGCAGGACAUGGGCGUACGAAACAGGUCUGGCCGCCGGUGUCGAGCUCGGCAGCUCCAUCCCCAACAACGAGUACUACGAGUACUACGGCCCAGACUACGAGCUCGACGUGAAGCCAAACAACAUGGCAGACCACAACACGCGCGAGUACCUCGACAAGGUGCGCGAGAGCGUCUUCGAGAUGCUCCGCGACAAGGAGGCCGCGCCGUCCGUGCCCCUGCAGGCUAUCCCGAAACUGGCCCAUGACGACGAGGACGUGCUGGACGGCAACGAGAAUGAGGACGACGAGGACCCAGACGAGCGCCGCCCGAUGCGGCUCUGGGACCGCGAGAAGCAGAAUGAGAACUCGCUCAGUGAUUCCGAGGACGAAGGGCUCGGAGGGCGGAGGCACAGGCAGAGCCACCGGGAACGCUCUGAGCGAGCGGAGCGAGCUGAGCGAGCCGAGCGCGCGUCGCGAGAGGGAAGUAAGGGACGGAGACGGUCGCGCUCCCCGCGCACACCCGCUGAGCGCCCCGACCGACCGCAGCGAACGGUGGAGAAGGAGAAGAAGGACGAGCCCCUCGCGGAAAAGAAUAAGGAGACGGAGCAGCUCGGCGUGCAGACCGAAACGACGUCGGCGGACAUUAAGAAGUGGGCCGCGACGGUCGAGCAGGCCCGCGACGGCGAUGUUGAGAUGAAGGAUGCGGAGAGCGCUGGUGACAAGGCGGACAAGGCUGACAAGCCUGCUGAGGCUGCAGCCGAGGCCGAGAAGCCCGCCGAGUCCACCGCCGCUGAUGCCGCCGCCGCCGAGCCGAAACCCGCCGAGAGCGCCGAGCCUCCUGCCGAGCCAUCAGCGCCUGCUGCGGCUGAGGAAAAGAAGGACGAGCUCGCCCCGGCCCCGGCAGCGGAGGACAAGCCUGAGGAGAAGAAGGACGAGACCGAGCCGAUGGACACGGAUAAAUAA